Molecule: messenger RNA, 1021 nt
Organism: Coregonus clupeaformis (lake whitefish)
Lineage: Eukaryota; Metazoa; Chordata; Actinopteri; Salmoniformes; Salmonidae
Product: protein kish-A
Exons: 4
Coding region: 92-310 (72 amino acids)
Biological process (GO): protein secretion; intracellular transport
Source: RefSeq, a predicted model, not a curated record
GGGAGGAGCACGUAAUGACGCACUAGUAGCUACGUACAUUUCUAAGGACGAAGAGGAAGUGUGAUGUGGCUUUGAGAAAUUAGCUACAACAAUGUCUGCCAUUUUCAACUUCCAGAGUCUUCUGACUGUGAUUCUUCUGCUUAUCUGUACAUGUGCAUACAUCAGAGCUCUAGCCCCCAGCCUGCUAGACAAGAACAAGUCCGGAAUUUUGGGAAUAUUCUGGAAGUGUGCCAGAAUAGGUGAACGUAAGAGUCCCUGGGUGGCUUGUUGCUGUGUCAUGAUGGCUUUCAGUAUCCUGUUUGUACAGUAGCACAGCGGACGAGGAGGAUGAGAAAUGAGAAGAAGCAUCAGGACAUGGACUGUACGAUCCACAAAGCACAGCAGAACCUGGAUAGGGAGAAAUGGGAAACCGAUCUCCACCAUAGUAAUGGAUAGAGCGAGGGGUCUGGGGUAAAGUCAGUGGUUGCCCCCCCCCAAGGAGUGUGUGAAAUUCACCACUCUUGUCAGUGUGUGUGUAAUGUUUACUUCAGUCAUGUGGGGCCAAUGUCUCCUCCACUAUCUCAGUCAAAUGCUUUAAUGACUCAGUUUCACCCUCUCUUUGUUCAUGGGAUCAAAACAUCCGCUAGAGGUUGGUCAUAUAAUUUCAAACAUAUUGUGAAAGACAAUGGUUUGUGUUUUGCCUUGAUUGGGCACUAAACUAACUUUACUGUGUUUUUGUAUUUGAGGAAUGUUGUUUUUUGAGGAUAUUUAUGCUUUAUCCAUGAAAAUGAUAUUACGAUCGGGUAAACACCUGAACGAGGGUUUAUAAUGCAUUUACAACAAGUUCGUACAGUCUUAUCAUAUCUCCUUUAUUAUUGAGAGGUUGUUAUUGGAAGUCAACAUGAUUAACACAACAAAUAACAUGACACCUAGCAGUCAUAAGGCUGAUUGUCUUAACUACGUUAGUUUCACAGAGCAGUGUCUUUUAAUUUUAUUUGUAUGUGUUGUAAUGGCUCUAUUUAUUAAAUAAUCUUUUUUGAAA